CACCUCUGGCUGAGGCCUAGCGAGCUGGACUGUGGCCCCUGAGCGGCGGGGACGCCUGGGCACCUCUGGGCCUUGAUGCCCGCACUCCUCUCGGCGGCCGUGGCUGAGAUGCUGGCCGGCUGCAUGGCCCUGAGAGGGAUCUCUGCGCCGCUGCUGUGCCGAGGGCCCGGCCUGCGCCUUCUGCGUGGGUGGGGCUCGGCGGCCGCGCACACUGAGAAGGGUAGAAAAACACAGAGCCGAUCGGCCAAACCCUGUCGUCCUGAGUUUGACUGGAAGGACCCACUGUUGCUGGAGGAGCAGCUGACUGCCGAUGAGAAACUCAUCAGGAAUACGUUCCGCAACUACUGCCAGGAGCGGCUCAUGCCUCGCAUUCUGCUGGCCAAUCGCAAUGAAGUUUUUCACCGGGAUAUCCUAUAUGAGAUGGGGGAGUUGGGCGUGCUGGGACCCACCAUUAAAGGGUAUGGCUGUGCUGGGGUGUCAUCUGUGGCCUAUGGGCUCCUAACCCGAGAGCUGGAGAGGGUGGACAGUGCCUACAGGUCAGUGAUGAGCGUCCAGUCCUCCCUGGUCAUGCAUCCCAUCUACACCUACGGCAGUGAGGAGCAGCGGCAGAAGUACCUGCCUCGGCUUGCCAAAGGUGAACUUCUGGGCUGCUUUGGCCUCACAGAGCCCAACCAUGGGAGUGACCCUGGUGGCAUGGAGACCAGAGCCCGUCAUAACCCAUCGAACAAGAGCUACACACUUAGUGGGACCAAGACCUGGAUCACCAACUCGCCUGUGGCUGACUUGUUCAUAGUGUGGGCUCGGUGUGAAGAUAAUUGUAUUCGGGGCUUCCUGAUGGAGAAAGGGAUGCGGGGUCUCUCAGCCCCUAGGAUUGAGGGCAAGUUCUCUCUGCGGGCCUCGGCCACUGGCAUGAUCAUCAUGGAUAGUGUGGAGGUGCCUGAGGAGAAUGUGCUGCCCAAUGUGUCCAGCCUGGCGGGUCCCUUUGGCUGCCUCAACACUGCCCGGUAUGGCAUCACCUGGGGUGUUUUGGGAGCUGCAGAGUUCUGUUUGCACACAGCCCGGCAGUACACCCUGGACAGGAUCCAGUUUGGUGUCCCCUUGGCCAGGAACCAGCUGGUCCAGAAGAAACUGGCAGAUAUGCUCACUGAGAUCACACUGGGCCUCCAUGCCUGUCUGCAGCUUGGCCGCUUGAAGGAUCAGGACAAGGCCACCCCAGAAAUGGUCUCACUGCUGAAGAGGAAUAACUGUGGCAAAGCCCUGGACAUUGCUCGCCAGGCACGAGAUAUCCUUGGGGGAAACGGGAUUUCUGAUGAAUAUCAUGUGAUCCGCCAUGCUAUGAAUCUGGAGGCUGUGAACACUUAUGAAGGUACACAUGACAUUCACGCUCUGAUCCUUGGGAGAGGAAUCACAGGGAUUCAGGCGUUCACAGUUGGCAAGUAAACUCACUUCAGCAGAGGGCCUAGAGACUCUGAGGCCCUCCACAGAAAAGUUCGGCUGGACCCAUUGUGCUCUGAGUUUACUCAGGAGGUGACAGAGAGACCCAGCUUUGAUGCUGGGAAGACACCGAUUUUAAAAUACAGUAAUUUCAGCCAGGCUUGGUGGCACAUACCUUUAAUCCCAGCACUCAGGAGGCAGAGGCAGGCGGAUCUCUGUGGGUUCAAGGCCAGUCUGGUCUACAUAGAGUGCCAGGACAGCUGGGGCUACAGGGAGAUACUGUCUCAAAAAGACGGAAAAAAAAAUUUUCCUUUUGGAAGCCAUUCAGAUAUGCUCUGAGAAAGAAAAUGGAGUUCUCUAUAAGGUGCCCCUCAGCCCAUUUUUAAUUGUGGAUGAGAUCAGAUGCCAUCGACCUAAAAUCAGGAGCUUCUUAAGCCUGGUAUAACAAGGCAAGGACAGUGACGCAGAAGCCACUGCAGUGAGACAGAGCAGACUGUGAACACGUGCACUGGAGUUCACUGAGUUCACUGUGUACCCUCCCACUUCCAUCCCAAGGACAGUGCCUUAUGUAUGCUGGACAGCACAGCAGAUAAGGGAGAAGAAAAUAAAGAGCCUGCACCUCA
Messenger RNA from Nannospalax galili (Upper Galilee mountains blind mole rat), 2057 nucleotides. It is a transcript of the gene Gcdh, whose product is annotated as glutaryl-CoA dehydrogenase. Gene Ontology annotation, biological process: fatty acid beta-oxidation using acyl-CoA dehydrogenase; fatty-acyl-CoA biosynthetic process. Gene Ontology annotation, molecular function: fatty-acyl-CoA binding; glutaryl-CoA dehydrogenase activity; flavin adenine dinucleotide binding. Lineage: Eukaryota; Metazoa; Chordata; Mammalia; Rodentia; Spalacidae. Bases 76 to 1440 code for a protein of 454 amino acids. The record is from RefSeq and is a predicted model, not a curated record. Gene Ontology annotation, cellular component: mitochondrial inner membrane. The transcript has 11 exons.